Molecule: messenger RNA, 2223 nt
Organism: Tetranychus urticae (two-spotted spider mite)
Lineage: Eukaryota; Metazoa; Arthropoda; Arachnida; Trombidiformes; Tetranychidae
Source: RefSeq, a predicted model, not a curated record
UUAGUAUUCAGUAGUUCUCACUAUUAAUCAGGGUUAGAUUGACAAAAUCGGAGAUUUUUAAGAAUCUCGAGUCAAGUUGGUUCCUUAAAAUUAAUCUCAAUUUUUGUAUUGCAAUUAAGAAUGUAUCUCAAUCUACUGCUGACAUCUAUGUGAGCUACAGGAAAACAAUAUGAAACUUUCACCAUUUUGGCUUCAAUCACUAGACUCAAGGAAAACUGUAGUUUUAAGCAUUUUAUGAUAAAAUGUUGAUCAAUGAGAUUCCCGAUGAUUGUUUGCUAGCCAUUUUUGAAUAUUUGGUUAACACAGAUGAUUUAAUAAACUGCUAUAAAGUGUGCGUUAAAUGGAGCUAUUUGCUUGUUAAAAGGACUAAAAAAGUUAAAUAUUUGAUCGAUGAGGUUGGUUAUUCAUCUGAUACUGUUUAUUAUCAAAGAUCAUGCUUGAUUGAUUCAACCUGUCUGCCCAAAUUAUUUACAAAUUUAAUAAUCGCUGAAAUGUCUCGCGAGUUAACUUUCGAAGUAGAAGAUGCUAUUGAAUUUGUUAAAAGCCAAAAAUCUUUGAAAGGAUUAAUCAAUCGUUUUGAUGUACCAAUAGAAAAAUAUUGUGAUGGACUCGAAAUGCUUUCCGUCCAUAAUUUCGAUCCAAACAAUUUACGAAAUAGUUCCAGCAUGAAGCAAUUGGACAUUUGGAAUUAUAGUUUAGAGGCUUUGAAAAGAGAUGCACAUUAUUUGCCCAACAUUGAAAGACUAAGGAUUCAAAUUAGAGUUCCAGAUAAUCGCUACGAUGGUCCAGUAUUGGAAAAGCUCGAAAUACUUGAGUUUUAUUACUAUUGCUACCCUGCCAAAAUUUUUCAUGGUUUCCAGUUGAUGGAUUCAUGCCCGAAUUUACAAAGUGCCCAUAUUUUCAUGAAUGCUACUAAUUGGUUCUUUGAUGAAACAUUGAAACACAAAUGUCUGCAGGAUUUGUUUAUAGAUUUUUAUGAAUACGAUAAUGAUAACUGGAAUAAUUUAAAAAGAUUGCUUAUGAAAUUCCCGAAUCUCAAACUUUUUGCGUUAUGGGGCGAUUCGUGUAUAACAGAUGAACAUAUCGAGCAAUUGGUUCACAUUUUACCCAAUUUAGUGCUAUUGGAUGUUAGAAAGUGUAACGGAGUCACUCGAAGAGCUGCUGAUUACGUUAAAGAUCAUUGUAAAAGAUACGGAAGAUUAAUCAAAUUUUACUUCAAUGGGAAUAAACAUGAAAUCAGAUCAGAUUCGUCUCAUUUGACCAUUAAACACGAAGCAGUAAGUCGAGGCUUUGAUUUCAUGAAACAUUGCGACAAAUUUUUCGAUUCCAAUUGAUUAUUAGUAAAAGUAUUAAAAGUAUAUAUUUGUUAUUUUGUACCUCGGAAGCCCAUUCGAAGAGUUUCAACUUUAUCUUUGUUAUUCAUCUAAUUUAUUAAUAUUUGGCGAUCUAUUUUUCUAGUGAACAUUAUCUAUUGGCUAACCUAAAGAAAUGUCUUUGUUGUCAAAGGAUUAGAACUUUAGAUCCGUAAAUAACUUUCAUCGACGUUUCAAAAAUAAUGAUGAUAGGUGAGAGAUAAAUGAUUGCAACUAUUUCUAAAUAAAAUAAACAUUUAUUCGAUUGCUUCGGAGAUAUAUGGUCUGAAAAAAUUUGACUUAAAUGUUUUGAUUAAAAUUGUUUAUAAUUUUAAGAUAUUCCAAUGAAAUUUCAAAGUAAAACAUGAUUACAAGUUGACGAAAUCGGAGAUUUUUAAAAAUCUGAAGUGAGAUUGAAUUCUUAAAAUUAGAAGCUCAAUUAAGAAUGUAUAUUAAUCUACUGCUGAAAUCUAUGGGAACUACAGGGAAAAACAAUUUUAAACGAUGCAUUAGGAUCAAACCUAGCGAUUCAAGAUUGAAUAUUACUGUAAAGUACAGUCACCAUUGAGAAACUGCACUUAAUUUUUUCAAUGGUGACUGUACCCGUUUGAAGCAAUUUUUUUCUAAGUCUCCAUCUAGUGAUAAUAGCUUUCAGAAAGUGGCAGCGCUUAAGAUUUAGGUAAUGAAAGGAUUAUAAAUUUUAUUGAACUUAUUCAUACAAAGAAAAAGCCAUGCAUUUACGCAUGUAGCCAUUACAAUUUUAAAGAAAAUUGUAAUCCCCUGUCAAGUCGGUAACAUAAACGAGGACAGAGGUCUGAGCACAGAGCCCAGUUAGGCAGCUUCUGAAAGUGUCUCAAGGACAUACAUGACA